Messenger RNA from Hippocampus zosterae (dwarf seahorse), 6012 nucleotides. RefSeq names its product xenotropic and polytropic retrovirus receptor 1 homolog. Gene Ontology annotation, cellular component: plasma membrane; cytoplasm; Golgi apparatus. The transcript is spliced from 16 exons. Bases 537 to 2612 code for a protein of 691 amino acids. Gene Ontology annotation, molecular function: inositol hexakisphosphate binding. Gene Ontology annotation, biological process: phosphate ion transport; cellular response to phosphate starvation. The record is from RefSeq and is a predicted model, not a curated record. Lineage: Eukaryota; Metazoa; Chordata; Actinopteri; Syngnathiformes; Syngnathidae.
GGAAGUCGGACUGUCCUAGAUAUACUGUGUAUAUCCUGAGCGAAAUCAUUUUCCACACUCCAUUUCAGUUGGUGGCGGUAGUGAACCAUUAAGUUGUUUUACCAGCCAACACAACGAAUUCAGAAGAGGUAGAAGAAAAAGUGAAAACGCAACAGCUGUAGAAGAAGAAAAAGAAGAAGAAAAAGAAGAAGAAAAAGAAGAAGAAACAACAGCAGCAGUAGCACUCGAAGAAGCAGCAGCACGCGAAGAAGUCGUUGCACAUCUCAUGAUGUGAUUAAAUUCCUUGUCUUCUGCGACAUAUUCGCGAUAGGUCUGUAUCUUAACAUAGCUGGUUUAGAGAAGGCUCUUUUGUAUUUUUUGCGAAAAAAUGCGAAAUUCGGAGUCGACAGCUAUCCUACCGUGAAAACAUAAUGGAUAACUGGUGUCAAGCUUAGACGUACACAAUUUGAAGUUAUCCAUGUGUCGUUUGUCCUAGUGGGAUUUUUUUUCCAGUUAGUCAAUCAGCGAACGGAGACCUGUGGGGGUCAAAAUCUAACAUGAAAUUCACAGAGCAUCUUUCGGCUCACAUCACCCCGGAAUGGAGAAAACAGUAUAUUCAGUAUGAGGCUUUCAAAGAGAUGUUGUAUGCGGCUCAGGACCAGGCCCCAUCCAUUGAAGUGACAGAUGAGGACACCGUUAAAAGGUAUUAUGCAAAGUUUGAAGAGAAGUUCUUCCAGACAUGUGAAAAAGAGCUGGCCAAGAUUAACACAUUUUAUUCAGAAAAGCUGGCUGAGGCUCAGCGGAGAUUUGCCACGCUACAAAAUGAAUUGCAGUCAUCAUUGGAUGCCCAGAGGGAGAUUGUCACGAAUGGGCGGGGUCUACGAAGGAGGAAAACAGUCUUUACCCUAUCACAGCAAGAGAGAUGCAAACACAGGAAUAUAAAAGACCUUCAGCUGGCCUUCUCAGAGUUCUACCUCAGUCUGAUCCUGUUGCAGAACUACCAGAACCUGAAUUUCACAGGCUUCAGAAAGAUCUUGAAGAAGCAUGACAAGAUUUUGGAUACAUCACGGGGUGCUUAUUGGAGAGUUGCCCAUGUUGAAGUCGCUCCAUUCUACACUUGCAAGAAAAUCACACAGCUUAUAUCUGAAACUGAGGCAUUGGUCACAACAGAGUUGGAAGGUGGUGACAGGCAGAAGGCCAUGAAGAGACUAAGGGUACCUCCCUUGGGAGCUGCACAGCCAGCUCCUGCUUGGACCACCUUUAGAGUUGGCCUUUACUGUGGAGUUUUCCUCGUCUUACUGGUCACUGUCAUCAUUACAGGAGCUGUUAUGUUUCCCAUCGCUGACGUUUGGCCAAUGAUCAGAAUCUACAGAGGAGGCUUCCUGUUAAUAGAAUUCCUCUUCCUCUUAGGUAUUAACACCUAUGGCUGGAGGCAAGCAGGAGUCAACCAUGUGCUUAUAUUUGAACUCAAUCCCAGAAACAACCUCUCCCAUCAACAUCUGUUUGAGAUUGCAGGCCUUUUGGGGGUGUUGUGGUGUGUCAGCCUGCUGUCAUGUCUGUUUAGUGACAGUAUUCCAGUACCGAUGCAGGCCAAUCCUUUGGCUCUUUAUGGCUUCUUCAUUAUCUUUCUUAUCAACCCAUUCAAGACCUGUUACUAUAAGUCACGCUUCUGGCUUCUCAAACUUCUGUUUCGGGUAAUGACUGCACCAUUCCAUCGUGUUGGCUUUGCUGACUUCUGGUUGGCUGACCAGUUGAACUCUUUGGGAGUUGUUUUGUUAGAUAUAGAGUAUAUGAUCUGUUUUUAUAGUUUUGAACUUGACUGGAGAAAACACGAUGGACUCAUCAACAGUGAAGGUAACGAUGUGUGUAAUACCUACUCCUAUGGCAUCCGUGCAGUGGUUCACUGUCUUCCUGCUUGGUUCAGAUUCAUCCAGUGUCUUCGUCGUUACCGGGACACGAAAAGGGCCUUCCCUCACCUGGUUAAUGCUGGGAAAUACUCAACUUCCUUCUUUGUUGUAACUUUUGCUGCCCUUUACAGCACACAUAAAGCUCAAUCAUAUGAUGAUGCCAAGAUCUUCUUUUACUUGUAUGUCACAUGUUUGGUGGUCAGCUCAUUUUACACACUAGUCUGGGAUCUGAAGAUGGACUGGGGCCUUUUUGACCGGAAUGCUGGAGAAAACACCUUUUUGAGGGAAGAGAUCGUCUACCCACACAAGGCCUAUUACUACAGUGCCAUUGUGGAGGAUGUACUAUUAAGAUUUUCAUGGAUUUUAACCAUCUCCCUCAGCACAAUCACCAGUUUUCAUGGCAUCUCUGACAUCCUAGCAACUGCACUAGCCCCAAUGGAGGUCUUCAGGCGGUUUGUAUGGAACUUCUUCAGACUGGAGAAUGAACAUUUGAAUAACUGUGGUGAAUUCAGAGCUGUCAGAGACAUUAGCGUGGCUCCACUAAAUGCUGAUGACCAGACUCUGCUGGAGCAGAUGAUGGAUCAAGAGGAUGGAGUCAGGAACCGACAAGGCAAAAAGAGCUGGAAACGGAGCUAUAGCAUGAGUCUACGUAGGCCAAGACUUGCAUCACAAUCCAAGACUCGUGACACCAAAGUUUUGAUCGAUGAUACAGAUGAUGACUCCUGACAUCAGGCCACGCCCCUUGCCUGGGUCCAUAAUUUAUUCCGAGGAAAUGCUUCCUAACCAAGGAUCUACCCAGCAAGUUGGGCGUUGAACUCACCUGAGUUUUAAGACUCUCAUGCCUCUGGAUGAGCCUCAAUGCAUGAGCCUCUGCACAGGUUCAGAACUAUUUCAAAAGAGAGAGCAAAAUUGAGAGUGCAAGCAAAACUGUCACUGAAUACUUUUACCUAUCAUUUACCUUCACUCAUAACCUUCAAUAUUCUUACCUCAUCCGACAAGAGAGUGGAACUACUACACUUGUAAUCACCAAAACCCCAGAUGUAUUAAACUACACCCGCUCCUCAACAUUCCUCUCCUCCAACCCUCCAGUUUGGGAUUGACAAUCCAGGUUUUUGGAACCUAAGCAGACUAACAUGCACUGUCUGUGAUACACUGCAAAAGUGGAUUGAGGAGUAUAAAUUUGUUUAGGAAAUGUUCAUUCCAGUUCCAGGAACACCAUAUUCCCAGCUUUCUAAACAUCCGGUGACGUUUGAAAUAUUUACAUAGUUAUUUAUAAGUGUAUUAGUCAAAAUGUCUGUUACAUGUUGAUUCUGUGACUGUAGGCAAAUUUAUUUCGAGAUGCGUACUCUGAAUUCAAACAUUUUCCACCAUAAUUCUUUAUCUGAACAAAUGAAAAUGUGUCACUUUUGUGGUAGUUCUUAACUAUUAUUAUUUUUAUAGCGCCUCUCAAGGGACCCAAGCAUGCCAAAUAUAUGUAACAAUCGGUUAAUAUUUUUAUCAUUAUCUGCAGCACAAUGCAAGGCCAAAUGUGAUAUUGGGCUCGACAUUCACGCUCAUCCCAAGUCUGACAUUUUCUAACUGUGCGCAUGGGCGGGCUAAACUUGGUUUUGGUAUUUUCGCAGACACAUGCAGUUAGAAAUGGGUGGCUUGCACCAUUGUGGGUGUGAACACAGCCAAAUUGCUUCACAGCCAGUGGAAGCGGCUCCUCUCAUUCCCUUUAAAAUCUGUGUGUGAGUGGUGCAUAUUCUUUGGCAUGACAGAAGCAGAAUCUGAUUUCCUGAAGUCCAUGCAGGAGGUUGAAGUGUGCAAAGUACAUCAGUGAGGAACUGCAAGCAGACGUCGAUGGACGACGAUGUAAAGAUGGCCAGGGUGGUCACUCGUGUUGGGCAUCAAUAACCGUGAAUCGAAUAGAACUGAGACAAUCAUUGCAGGCCUCUCAGAAUCGUUCCAAUUUUAAAAUGUUAGUUUGAAAUUUCAAUUCUGAGUUAGCUGCGUGGGAAAGGCACGAACAAAGGAGGACCUAAGGAAAAUGUGUACCGUGUGCAACCCCUCCCGCUGCCAAGGUGCAUGACAGCUUGUCCCUGCUGGCUGGUCCUCUCGCCGUCCGUUCACCACCAUGUGCCGAAGACACGCGUGCCACAGUGGCAACCCUGGACCCGCGGCAUUAACUUUCUGCAGGCAGCAUGACUGAGAACUAUAUGGAUCACAAUAUUCGGCUAAGUGCAUCUAUGCUAUUAUUAGGCCAACAAGUUAAACUGGAACUAAAAUAGUGAGUAACAAACUAUAAUUUAAACUAAUAUAACUAACUAACUAAUAUUUAACUUACAGCAUAGACAGCAAGAGCAUAAUAAUAAAAAUAAAAAAUCUGAUUUGUAUAGCGCUUCUCUGAUAACUCGGACGCUUCACAGCGGAUAGAUUAUUCAUGUAACAUGCAACAUAGUGUAUGAUUACAUCAACUGCUAAGAUUACAUUUUCCUUGGUUGCCCUUCAAAUGCAGCUUCAUGUUUUUCAAAUACAGACCAUAAUCUGUUCCAGAAGGCUGUUAAAAAGCAAUUUGUUUGUUCAAAAUCCGAAACUAUUUUACAAGCCCAUGAUUAGGGGCUAAUACACAAUGCAGAAAUAACAAAAAAAACAGUCAGAUUUGCAUAAAUUACAAUAAACACGUCUGCUCACAAUGAACGUUACACGAGCAAGCGUCACUUCCUCGUGUAAGGAAGCCGAGAGGAGUCGAGUGGCAUAUUCCGGUUUGCUCAGUUUGGUUGAAUACCGGUUUUCGGUCGUAAUCCGAGGCGUAAUAAAAUUUUCUGGUCGAACACCGAUUUGGUCGAGAACAGACACGUUCGAAAACCAAGGUUUGACUGUGCAGUACAGUUUUUUAUGCCUCGGAUUACGAUCGAAAAUCGGUUCUUGACCAAACUGAGUGCACAUGAAUGCGCCACUCGACUCCUCUCGCCAUCCUUACAUGAGGAAGUGUAGUGUUCCAUUGUAAGUAGAAGUGUUGAAUAAAGCUUUUUUUUUAAAGCAUCCAUUGUGAAUGGACAUGUUCAAAAAAAGAUUUUUUUUAAAAGCAUCGUGUUUGUUGACAUCUACACAAAUCGGAAUGUUAUUUCUGCAUUGUGUAUCAGCCCCUAAUCAUGGCAUCAAAGAAAACAAGUGGAAGUAGUAAAGCUGGUGGAAAAAAAGAGAAAAAUAGUGCACAAAAUUAUUGAAUUUAAUAAAGCUUUGAUGGCGAAAUAUGAAUCAGGUGUGCGUGUGUUUGUAUGGGCUAAGGAGUUCGGCAUGCCGAAAUCUACAAUAGCAGCAUCCUAAAAAAGAAAGCCCAUCUUAAAGUCACUGAUGUGGCUAAAGGAUCUUGUGUGUUUAGCAAACAAAGGCCACAAAUAUUAGAGGAAGUGGAGAAAGUUUUGCUUAUUUUCAUAAAUGAGAAACAGCUAGCAGAGGACAGUCUUAGCCAAGAUACAAUUUGUGGUAAAGCAAGACAAUUGUAUGGAGAUUUGAUUUAAAAAAAAGGAUCCUAGCAUCGCCCCUGAAGAGUUGGAUUUGAAAGCAAGCAGAUGGUUUAAAAAGUUUAGGACAAAAAGUGGGAUUCGUCAUGGGGAGGCAGCCAGUUCAGACAAGGAAGCUGCCGAAAAGUUUCAAGUUGAGUUUGAAAAUCUCAUCAAGGCCGAGGAAUAUCUUCCUCAGCAAACUUUUAAAAUGGACGAGACUGGACUUGUGUGGAUAAAGUGGUUUAGAAAAUGGAUGGAGAGAUGUUACCUCAUACCAUUACUUUAGGGUUUAUUAGUUCAAGGUGUAAAAUUAUGUAAUCUGUAAUUGUCAUGAUGAGAGAGAGUGAGAGAGAAAUGUUACAAUGUUAAUGUUUGUUAAAAUUUUUAAAAAUAAAACAUACAAAAUGUUUGUACAGUUUGUUUGUACAGUAUUUUGCAUAUUACUUGCUCUCUUAUUACACGUGUAUAUAGUUUAUGGUGUAAAAUAGUUUAAAAAUGCUUGAAAAAAAGUUGUUUUCCAGACCUGGAACGGAUUAAAAUUUAUUAUAUUGAUUAUAAUGGGAAACAGUUUCGGUUUUCGAACAGCCUUCUGGAACAGAUUAUGGUCGAAAACCGAGGUAUGACUGUAUAUGUUUUUU